Messenger RNA from Dalotia coriaria, 2711 nucleotides. RefSeq names its product twin of eyeless (gene toy). The transcript is spliced from 10 exons. The record is from RefSeq and is a predicted model, not a curated record. The coding region runs from base 489 to 1865 and encodes 458 amino acids. Lineage: Eukaryota; Metazoa; Arthropoda; Insecta; Coleoptera; Staphylinidae. Gene Ontology annotation, molecular function: RNA polymerase II cis-regulatory region sequence-specific DNA binding; DNA-binding transcription factor activity, RNA polymerase II-specific. Gene Ontology annotation, biological process: regulation of transcription by RNA polymerase II; anatomical structure development.
AUGGCAGCACAGUUGACGCUCCGUACGUAACGUAGCAUGCACUCGGGAGAACACGUGUCCAAUUGCUUAUUGCCGAAAGAUCAGCGGACCACGUUCGAACGGGUAAUUACCGCCAAAUCAACCGGAAUCGCCGCCGCCGCCGUCUGUGAACUCAGCCAAGGAUAACGCGUCCUUUUAAGUGUGCGACGCGAACGCGAGAGUUUUUAUUUAUUUCCUUCCGCGCGCCCGCACAAACUUGAAAGCGAAAAAUCGUCAAAGACGAAAUUAAUCAAUCGUGCGAAUUUUCUGGUGCGUAGUGUGUGUUUGUGUCAACAAGAGACUUGCGACCACAACAUUUUCACAAAUUAUUAUUAAAUCGGUGUGUGCAAUUGUUCAGACUGGGAGCAACAUCCGGACCCGUCCCGACGCCGGGCGGGUUUUCUCCAGUCCUAUCGACGAAAACACUGUCACUGCGCGACCACGCGGUGGCUCCAGACUCCUUCUGGAAGAUGCCGCACAAAGAAGAAGAUCUAAUGCAUCACGCAAUGGGUCAGAGCACAAUAUUUGGCUGCUCGUCGGCUGGCCACAGUGGCAUCAAUCAAUUAGGCGGUGUUUACGUUAACGGCCGCCCGCUGCCGGACUCCACCCGCCAGAAGAUUGUCGAGUUAGCACAUUCAGGUGCGCGGCCGUGCGACAUCUCCAGAAUUCUGCAGGUGUCCAAUGGUUGCGUGUCGAAAAUACUCGGCAGAUAUUACGAGACUGGGUCAAUUAAACCACGCGCAAUUGGCGGUUCCAAACCGCGGGUAGCAACUCAACCUGUUGUUGACAAAAUCGCCGACUACAAGCGUGAAUGUCCCUCCAUCUUCGCCUGGGAGAUUAGAGACCGGCUGCUUUCUGAAGGAGUGUGCAACAACGACAAUAUUCCUAGCGUCUCCUCCAUCAACCGGGUACUGCGCAAUCUGGCCUCGCAGAAGGAGCAGCAGGCGACGGCACAGAACGAAUCCGUCUACGAUAAGCUGCGAAUGUUCAAUGGUCAGGCUGCCGGCUGGGCCUGGUAUCCGGGGACACCUUCCACGCCGCAUCUCAGCUUACCACCGGCACCCACCGCACUCACUAGUCAAAUCACACGAGAUGAUCUUCAAAAGCGAGAAAUUCUUCACGAGAAUACAUCAGAUGGAAACUCCGAGCACAAUUCAUCGGGUGACGAAGAUUCUCAAUUACGGUUACGCUUGAAGAGGAAACUGCAGCGAAAUCGAACCUCGUUUACAAACGAACAAAUUGACAGUUUGGAAAAAGAAUUUGAGCGCACACAUUACCCGGACGUUUUCGCCAGGGAAAGGCUAGCGGAGAAAAUUGGAUUACCUGAGGCACGUAUCCAGGUUUGGUUCAGCAACAGACGUGCCAAGUGGCGCAGAGAGGAAAAACUAAGGAAUCAACGGCGUGCUGUUGAGCAAGUUGCUGUUAGUCCGCCGGUAUCCAGUGGCCGACUGCCCAUCAACACCGGGUUCAAUUCCAUGUACUCGUCGAUACCACAACCCAUUGCGACAAUGGCAGACACCUACAGCUCGAUGUCUGGUGGUUUAAGUAGCAGUUGUCUCCAGCAGCGCGACCCAAGCGGCUAUCCGUACAUGUUCCACGAUCCCCUGCAUUCGCUCAGCUCGUCGUACAAUUCGCGGGCGGCAGCGGCGGCAUGCAAUCCUGUGGUGGCGCACGCACAACAGUCCAGCCAUCCGGCGUACGCCUCAUCGGGCACGCCGACGUCGGUGCCGUCAACGGGAACCGGUGUCAUUUCAGCUGGAGUAUCUGUGCCAGUACAAAUUCCCAACCAGACCUCUGAGCUGUCCUCCAACUUAGCGGCGUCGAACUAUUGGCCGCGCAUUCAGUGAUCUCAACUUUUCGGGUUUCCGCCGCCCAGCUUACUGGUGGACAACCCGAGUCUGCACGGCAACAUUACACCGCCAGCGACCGUGAGCGCCCAGGACGCCAGCCACGAGUCCACUUAAAUACAAAAACGAAAUAUUUAAUUAAUUACUCUUUACCAACGGUGCCCAAGAUACAAACACAAAAAAAGAAAUGAAACAAUUUUACAGCAAAUAUUAAUUACCAAAAAUUUUAACAAACGUCCGACCCGGGCGGUUCAGGGUACUAUGUAAAUAUAAUCGCAAUUGUGUGUUGAAUUCCGAGUUUUACGAUGCUAUAGGAACGAAUUACAAGUAUAAAUACCCUCUAUUUCCUUAUAGUGAGCGACGAGCACAAAUUACUUGCAAGUUCUUCGUGGAGACGACGUAAAUUUGCGCGUGUGUACAUUGUACAUAUUAAUAUAACAAUUCAAUAAUGAUAAAAUGGUUCAUUGCAAUAAUUACGCGGAUUUAAUAGCAAUAAUUCCAAUGUAUAUGUAUAGGAAAAAGUACGAGAUAGUUUUCAGACGUAUAGAGAAGUAAAAAAUCGAUAGAUUUCUGCUUUGUACCAAGUAAUAAUCAUUUUUUCAAAACAAAACAAAAAACACAAAUUUGAUUUUAUUCCGAUUUUAUACCAGUGGUUGUAGCACCUGAAAGUGAAAAAUGAAGAUGAUCAUUAUGUAAAUGUCGUAAUUUAUUGAUUGACAGAUCAUUGUUGCUGUGAUUAAGUUUGAUUUUGAAAUAAUAUAGUAUUAGAUACAUUCAUGUUUUUAGUGUGUAUACAUAUAAUAUACAAUUAUCGUAUACUUGUGAAAUAAAAGAAACAUAAGAAAA